Syngnathoides biaculeatus (alligator pipefish) is the source of this 651-nucleotide messenger RNA. RefSeq lists its product as uncharacterized. The coding region runs from base 1 to 621 and encodes 206 amino acids. The transcript has 2 exons. Lineage: Eukaryota; Metazoa; Chordata; Actinopteri; Syngnathiformes; Syngnathidae. The record is from RefSeq and is a predicted model, not a curated record.
AUGGAAUCAAGGUUCCCAGAGCAUUUCCGGGAUCACAUACGGGCUCGUGAGACAGUCGAGGGGGAAGAGAGACACCCUCCUUCAGAACAUUUUUUAGACAGCCAGAACCAAGAACUCAAGCAUCAGCAGGAGUCUGUAUCCUGUGAAUUGGUAUAUGGGGACCAGAUGCUGCAGCUCCAACAUUCGGACUCCCUUCAGGGACACCGUCGGAAUCUGUGGGCCCGAAGUGAGGUCCGGCAACCAGAGCAAACUCAUUGGACUUCUAAGGUGCCCCCUCCUCUCCCACUCGCCGACCCCUCUGCCAGUGCACUCCGCAGCCUUCUCACCAACCUCCAGCAGGAAAUCGUCAGACAACAUCAAGUGUAUGAGACCCGGAUUGUCAGUCUACAGGAGAGAAACAAGGAGCUACAGGCGGAGGUGGUUCUGUUAAAAACAAACCUGUCGCGGCAACGUCACUGGUACCAAGUCGUACAAGCAAAGAUCACAGAGUCCGAAAGAGAGCGGACUGCAGCGGAGCUACGCAACUCGGCACUGCAGAAAGACAUGGAGCAGUUCUUCGACACCUUUGGUGAUCUCAACAACGAAGCCAAGAAGACAGAAAAUAUCAUUAGGAACUUUUGAGAAACUGUACAGUAAGAUGCAAUGUGGAAC